Molecule: messenger RNA, 956 nt
Organism: Mercenaria mercenaria
Lineage: Eukaryota; Metazoa; Mollusca; Bivalvia; Venerida; Veneridae
Product: fibropellin-3-like
Exons: 8
Coding region: 87-956 (289 amino acids)
Biological process (GO): establishment or maintenance of epithelial cell apical/basal polarity; heterophilic cell-cell adhesion
Cellular component (GO): protein-containing complex; plasma membrane
Molecular function (GO): calcium ion binding
Source: RefSeq, a predicted model, not a curated record
UCAAAAACUACCUGGGGAUUUCCCCAAAAGUCCAAUAAAUGGAGCGAAAUUAACGCCUUUUCUUAUUUCUUUAUAGAGGGAAUAAAAUGUUACCACUAUUUCUUUACGUUGUUUUCGUAAAUGUUUUGACUGUAAAUGGCGGAGGACCACACUACUGCGAGUAUGCACACACAAAUCCUUGUCAAAACGGGGCCACGUGUAAUCGCUUUAAUAAAGGGUACGCCUAUACCUGUUCAUGUCCGACGGGAUAUACGGACACAAACUGUGGUCAGAUUGAUUGUUCAAGUUCUGUCUAUUGUAAAAAUGGAGGAACAUGUUCCACUACAAAUGGAGGGACAAGCUAUACAUGUAACUGUGCUGACGGUUGGACAGGGAGUAAUUGUGAACAAAUAGACUGCACUAGUUCUGUGUAUUGUAAGAACGGAGGAACAUGUUCCACUACAAAUGGAGGAGCAGACUAUGCAUGUAGCUGUGCUGAUGGUUGGAUGGGCAGCAACUGUGAAAAUAUUGAUUGUUCAAGUUCUUUAUAUUGUCAUAAUGGAGGAACAUGUAACUUGAUCAAUGGAGGAACAGGAUAUACAUGUAGCUGUGCUGAUGGUUGGAUGGUACCUAACUGUGAACAAAGAGAUUGUUCAAGUCCCCUCUAUUGUCAUAAUGGAGGAACAUGUAACACAAUAAACGGAGGAACAGGAUAUACAUGUAGCUGUGCUGACGGAUGGAUGGGAUCAAACUGUGAAGAAAUAGAUUGCUCCAGUCCGCUUUAUUGUCAUAAUGGUGGGACAUGUAACACAAUAAACGGAGGAGCAGGAUAUACAUGUAGCUGUGCAGACGGAUGGACGGGUUCAAACUGUGAAGAAAUAGGUGAAUUGUCAUUUUCCAAUAAAAAUGUUCUUAACAUUACUUUAAAACAACUGUUAUUUGAAUUUCGCUAUAAUGACUGUUCCGUUUUUUUCUGA